AUUUCGAAAACUCCCCCCCCCAUAAAACCUCAAAAUGGAGGAAUCCCUAUCUAUCGAAGAAACAAAUAAGAUCCGUCUCUCCCUCGGUCUCAAGCCGUUAAGAGUCGACACAGAUGCCCCCGCCACCUCAGGCAAGCCCGAGGACAGCGUGCCCGACAAUAGCGUUGAAGCCCAGGAACGCCGCGCCGUCGACAACUGGAAGAGGCACCAAGAUGACAUCGACAAAGAAAUUGCUCGUAAGGCCCGGAUAGAAGGAAUAAAGAAGGCGCGCGAUGCGGAGAAGCGGUUCGCGAAGCUGGAGGGCAAGGGGUUGGGCGAGGCUGAUGAGAACGAGGAGGAUACAACGACAUGGGUGCGUAAGAUGAAGAAGCGGCAGAAGAAGCUUGCGGAGAGGAUGGCGAGGGAGAUGGAGGAGGAGUUACAGCGUGCCGCGGCCGAGAGGAGUGAGUAUACGGCCGAGGACUUGACGGGAGUGAGGGUCGGUCAUGAUUUGGGUGAAUUGGAUGGGGAGGGGAUGGUUCUUACGUUGAAGGAUACUACUAUUGAGGAGAAUGAGGAGGAGGGCGACGAAUUGAUUUCUACGGAUCUUGCGGAACGAGAGAGACUCAAGGAACGGCUUGAUCUCAAGAAGAAGAAACCGACAUAUAAUGCUUACGAGGAUGAGAGUGAAGACGGGGAGAAGCGGAUAUUGGCUCAGUAUGAUGAGGAGAUUGACGGGAAGAAAAAGAAGAGGUUUGUUCUCGAUGGCACUGGGAGCGCUAGCAACGUCGAUGCUCAUCGUAGGGAAGUCGCGGAAAAGCUCAAAUCAAUAGCUGUUACUCUAGACCCUAUCAAGUCCGAGGCUUCCUCCGACUAUGUAGAUCCCGCCACGCUUAAGAUCCGCAAGCCGAAAAAGAUGAAGGCUCGAGCCACUCGGAAGAGAUCCGAGGAUGAUGAUGACACUUUGGCACCUCCUCCCGAAGCUCCGAUGGAGGACUCGAUGGAGGUUGACUCCGGCUCAGCCCCAGCACAACCAAAGCCCAAGCGAGUAUUUGAGGAGACUUCAUUCGUGGAUGACGAUGACUUACAGAGUGCUCUAGCAGCGCAACGCAGGACGGCGCUCAAGAAACGAAAGAUGUUAAAACCGGAUGACCUUGCUCGUCAGCUUCGUGAGGAGUCUGCUGCCGCCGCUACUCCGGGCGCAGACAGCCCAAUAAGAGAAGAUGAUGGCGAAGGAGAACCAGGUUUAGUGAUCGAUGAAACCUCCGAAUUCGUGGCUACCCUCCGAGCGCCGGUCGUCCCGGAACGAAGGUCCCGUUCCGGCGCGCCCGCUCAUUCUCCUCCAGCCACUUCAAUGGCAGAGGGAGAGGAUGAAGAUGAAGAUGAAGACGGACCGGAAGAAAUGGACGUAGACAUCAAACCGGAGAUGAAGCCGGAUUCCGAAACCGGAGAAAUCUCAUCGACUGGUCUCGCCCAGGAAACCACCAUAACCCAUGGCGUCGGUGCAACACUGGCGAUGCUCCACCAGCGCGGUCUCCUGACCCGCGACUCGGAAUCCGACGUCAAGAUUAACCUCCAACGUGACCGGGAGAAGUUUCGCACGGCGAAGCGCCUGCGCGAGUUGGAAGCCGAGGAGAAAGCCAAAUCCCAGCGCUUGCGUGACAGACAGAGUGGGAAAUUCGACCGCAUGAGCGCGAGAGAACGUGAGGAGCACGCAAGAUGGGAAAACAAGCAGAGGGAUCUGCAAGAAGCGAAGGAGAUGGCGGCGAGGUUUAAGGAAUACAAGCCCGAUGUCAAACUUAGCUACAAGGACGAGUUCGGCCGGGAGAUGUCGCAGAAGGAGGCAUUCAAGCACCUCUCCCACCAGUUCCAUGGAAAAGGUAGUGGAAAGGCAAAGACGGAGAAGAGGCUCAAGAAGAUUGAGGAUGAGAAGAAGCGCGAGGCGGCUAGCAGUCUUAAUGCUUCGGCUACAGAGAAUGCGGUGCAGAGUGCUGCAAAGAAGAGCAAGCAAGCUGGCGUUAGGCUUAUGUAAUGAGUUUGGAAUUCAGGCAUGAGAUGUCACUCGGGGGUGGUGGUGGGGAAAUUUGUUUUCGGAGCGGGAAUUUGUCGAUGUGGCCUUUUUCUUGCUUGCAUAGUGGAAGGGAAGUUGUGGGAGCUGUGUAUCACUAGUCAGUAGAGAAGACCUGAGCGCCAUUGAUUGAUCUAGAAGUUGUCGGUUUUA
This is a messenger RNA of Tuber melanosporum (Perigord truffle), 2200 nucleotides long. RefSeq lists its product as uncharacterized. Gene Ontology annotation, biological process: maturation of 5S rRNA; mRNA cis splicing, via spliceosome. Gene Ontology annotation, cellular component: U4/U6 x U5 tri-snRNP complex. The record is from RefSeq and is a predicted model, not a curated record. The coding region runs from base 35 to 2011 and encodes 658 amino acids. The transcript is spliced from 4 exons. Lineage: Eukaryota; Fungi; Ascomycota; Pezizomycetes; Pezizales; Tuberaceae.